AUGGGAACGGGUGUGGUCACAAGGGCAAUGGAUGCUGUGCCAGUGCAAAACAUGUCCUCUACUAUAGCUUUGCGGCAGCCGCACAAAGACCAAGGUUCAACUGUUAUGACAUCUGCAUCCGAUUCAAAGCCAAAGAAGAAGAUAUGCUGUGCUUGCCCGGACACCAAAAAGCUGAGAGACGAAUGUGUCGUGCAGCAUGGUGAAGAUUCUUGUUCUAAAUGGAUCGAGGCUCAUCUGAAAUGCCUCCGUGCCGAAGGCUUCAAAGUUUAA
Messenger RNA from Ilex paraguariensis (yerba mate), 270 nucleotides. NCBI's taxonomy places the organism in Eukaryota, Viridiplantae, Streptophyta, Magnoliopsida, Aquifoliales, Aquifoliaceae. The record is from the annotation of a GenBank genome assembly.